UUCACGAAGUUUCUUGAUGUUUACUUCCGUCAGUUUAUGUGAGGCCGACGAAGUGUCAGGGGUAUGAAUAAAGCGAAACAAAGGAAAUUAAUUCUCAGAUAGUGGAUUAAAAGAUCAUAACAUGGCUGAUGAGGACGAUAAAAAGGAGUACCGGUGGGAAACCGGCUACGAGAAAACAUGGGAGGCGAUCAAGGAAGACGACAACGGUUUCUUGAAUGAAUCGAUAGAAGAGUACACUCGUACCAUCAGGAAGAGGCUUCAGCUGGAUAAGAAUGUUGGAGCGAGAUUGGGAAUGAUGAGACACUUAUACGUCAUUCUUGACUGCUCGGAAUCAAUGAUGAACCAAGACUUGAAACCAACUCGGUUACUUUGUUCUCUAAAACUUCUGGAAAAUUUUAUUGAAGAAUUCUUUUACCAAAAUCCAAUAAGCCAAAUGGGAAUAAUUACAACGAGAAAUAAGAGAGCGGAAAAACUUUCGGAGUUGUCAGGAAAUCCUAAAAAGCACAUUCAGGAAAUGAAAGCUCUGGAUAAAUUGUCACUAACGGGUGAGCCAUCGUUGCAAAAUUCUAUAGAAUUAGCUUUAAAAUCAUUAAAGUUAUUGCCUCCUCAUGCUAGCCGAGAAGUCCUGAUAAUAAUGGGCUCUCUCACGACGUGCGACCCAGGAGACAUUAACGCAACUAUAGAGAGUUUAAAGACUGAAAGUAUAAGAUGUAGCGUAAUAGGACUAACAGCUGAAUUGUAUGUGUGCAAGCGCAUGGCAUCAAUAACAGGUGGAGAUUACAGUGUAGUUCUCGAUGACAAACAUUACAAAGAUCAAUUAAGUACCCACAUCGAUCCACCACCCGCAGCCACCAGAUUAGAUGCAGCCCUGAUUAGAAUGGGAUUCCCACACCAUGCUUUGCACUUAUCCGCCACGGAUUCCUCAAUGAGUUUGUGCAUGUGUCAUGCAGGCACCACGGAAAUGUCGAUGAAACUUAUGUCGACUGGAUACUUGUGUCCACAGUGCUUAAGUAAGCAUUGCGAGUUACCGGUGGAAUGCAGAGCCUGUGGACUUACUUUGGUGUCUGCUCCUCACUUAGCUCGAUCAUACCAUUAUUUAUUUCCGAUCGAACACUUCCAGAAAGUAGUAGACAGCGUACCACUGCAUCGAUGCUACGGCUGUCAAAAGCAAUCGGAGCAACUCAACAAGAAGAUGUAUAUCUGCAACAAAUGCAAGCAAGUGUUCUGCAUGGAGUGCGAGAUCUUCAUUCACGAGUCCCUGCACACGUGUCCAGGAUGUGCAACGAACCCGGAGACAUAUCACAGAUCUCAAGAUUGUAUACAAUCCACCAAUUAAUUAGGACUAAUUAGGAAAGUAAGCGUAAUCCAAUGUGAAAUAAAUAUACGUUGUUAAUUUUUCAUUAAGGGAUUAUGUUACGAUGGAAGUUUAAAAAAAUUGUCUCCUUUUUUUUUUUAUAAAUUCAAGUGAUAGUUUGUAGUUCUAAAAAGAAUAUCUAUUGGUUUGAAUAGAAAACCCUUAUUGUUUAGCGAGUUUACACUAGAGAUAAAUUUAAAUUAUUCUUUUAUUUAUAAACCAAAUCAAAAGGGAAACGUUUAAAUACAUUUCUCUCGAAAUAACAUUUUUAAUGUCAGCAGCAUUGAUAGUUACUACAAUUUUCAUUCUGUUCAUAUCAAACUUUCACACAAUCUUUUUACAUCAUGUAUACUGAUUUUGCAAUGUAUUUGCAACUGCGUUUGUUGUAGACAUUUUUAUACAAAAUUUAUUAGCAAAAAUCGAAAUUCUUUCUUUCGCCGUUUAUUUUCCUGAAAUAAAGUGCCAAAAAUGAAACGUGAUUGUGUAAGCAAUCAUUUAUUAGCGGCAAAUUACGAAACAGAAGACUGUGGACAUUUUUAUACUGCGAACACAAGACGAUAUGAAAACUAUGACGUGUGGCCACGUUUCACAUUUUCGUGACAUUACACGUUCCGUUAUGUUCGGCCAUUGUUAUGACAUUUGCAGGUUCCCGAUACAUUGCACGAUUUCAUGACAUUCAAUUUUUCAAUGUAUACUUCGUACGUAGUGGCGAGAGAGGAGUUUGCAUUUUUAAAAACUGCUCAUUUCCGUGACAUUUGAUUCCUCAAUGAGUAUCCCCUACACAGCCGU
Molecule: messenger RNA, 2143 nt
Organism: Orussus abietinus
Lineage: Eukaryota; Metazoa; Arthropoda; Insecta; Hymenoptera; Orussidae
Gene: Ssl1
Product: general transcription factor IIH subunit 2
Exons: 7
Coding region: 122-1336 (404 amino acids)
Biological process (GO): DNA-templated transcription; nucleotide-excision repair; regulation of transcription by RNA polymerase II
Cellular component (GO): transcription factor TFIIH core complex; transcription factor TFIIH holo complex
Molecular function (GO): zinc ion binding
Source: RefSeq, a predicted model, not a curated record